Messenger RNA from Geodia barretti, 651 nucleotides. The record is from the annotation of a GenBank genome assembly. Lineage: Eukaryota; Metazoa; Porifera; Demospongiae; Tetractinellida; Geodiidae.
GUAGUAAGAUCAGAGUUCGAAACAGUUCCAUUAGUUCCAAGCACAUUCAGUAGGUCAUCUUCACCAUUUAUAUUUUCAUUUUCAUUAGUGUCCAGCGAAAGUUCAUUAUUAGAUUUUGUGAUUUUUCUAAAGGUAUACAGGGAGCACUUAUUAGAGCACUCAAAUUGCAGCAAACAUUUAUCAAUUUCAAUCCCAUUUGGGUCAGCUUCAACGACAAAUAGUUUAACUGUAUAUUUCCCUUCAAACAUUCUCAGUUUUGAUGUCAUUUCCACUGUCUGAAACAUGUUUACACUAGACUCUGACUCAGCAGGGGUUGUAAUAGCACCGAGGGAGGUGCCGUUUAAAAAUGCUUCAAUUUGGCCACCUUUACCAUCAUUUGAAUAUCUGAUGCCAAAUAGCUGCAGAGAACACAAAUUAUCUUCUGAACGGAAGACCAAAUUAUCAUGAAUUAGUUGUUCAUGUUCAAGCAGCAAAACUGAUAUUCCCCAUGAGGCAUUACUUCGAUACAUAUACCUCCCUCCUGUUCCAUUCUCUGCUUCCAGUGAUACAGUACACGUGAACUGACUGGCCACUCCAGUACCAAGAUAAACCAAUAUUGCAGCACAUACCACUGCCUUCGCAAACAUUAUUAAUCAGAUUUCCAAGCUUCAA